Pelagomonas calceolata is the source of this 1997-nucleotide messenger RNA. The record is from the annotation of a GenBank genome assembly. NCBI's taxonomy places the organism in Eukaryota, Pelagophyceae, Pelagomonadales, Pelagomonadaceae.
AUGGCCUCUGCCGCGCCCGCGCCCGCGAAGCCCCCUCCGGUAAAAAUCGACGAGCCCGAGGAGUUGAAAGGAAAGGGCUGGAGCGGCAUGGAGCUCGAGAGCGGCACCUCCACCAAAGACGUCGCCGCCGACUCGGCGUUCGAGCGGGUCUUUGAGCGGUUGUACGGCAAGAUGACCUUCGAGGAGAAAUUACGGUUGAUCUGGCUGGCCGGGACGCUGUUUUUUAUUAUUGGAGGCUACUGGUUAUUGCGAAGCUUGAAGGAUCCGGUCAUCGCGACGAUCUGUGGGGUCGAGUACAUCCCGAAGGCCAAGAUGCUUUCGGUGUUGGUGGUCUUGGUACUGGUCUUCGUCUACAAUAAAUUGAUAGAUAUGUUCCCGAAGCACCAAUUAUUUUAUAUUGUCGGCGGCUUCUAUGCCGGGUUGUUCACCUUGAUAGCUUGCUUGUUGGCGGCGCCGGCCACGGCCCAAACGUCUAUAUAUAAUACGAACGCGUCUCCAUACAGACUCAUAGGCUGGAUCUCCUACUGUAGCAUCGAAUCGUUCGGUUCUAUUGGUGUUUCAUUAUUCUGGGCCUUCACGAACUCUACCUAUAACUUGGAGGGCGCAAAAAAGGCGUACGGCCUCAUGGUCGCGUGCGCGCAACUCGGUUCGAUCGCCGGUCCUACAUUAGUGAGCGUGGGCACGGAGGCCUACGGCGUGCCGACGAUCUACUUUUGUGGCGCGUUGUGCAUGGUCGCGAUGGUUUUGAGGCGGCGUCCCUUGUCUUUUCUUUCACGGCGCAUCUGCUCGAUGGCGUGGUGGCGCUGCGGCUCGCCGCUCGAUUUCUUUCCAUCGGUCGCGUCGAUGGCGUGCCGGUGACUUCUACACUGCCUCCCCGCCCGUCGCGGCGAGGGCGUGCUGGGGAGUCGACGUACCGCGACCCGACGCCGUCGCGACGCGACUGGGUCCGGCCAUCGGCCGCGGAGGUCACAGCGCGUCGCGCGCGCCGCACGACGGCGUUCCCAUGUCUGCGCGGUCGCGUGGAUGCGCGUCGAUGGCGUGAACGCCUCCCAAACUCUACGGAGGCGCUCUCACAGACGGCACCACACCCCGCGCCGCCGCCGCGACGCGCGCGUCGAUGGCGUUAUGCCACGCAGGUCGUCUCCAUCUACGGCUACAACCUGCGCUUCCCCCAGCAGCCCGACAGCCCCCGGGCGUCGACGAAGAAGAAGUCUAGCGCCGGCAUGACCGAAGGCUUGGUGCUCUUCUGGAAGUACCACUACGUGAAGGGCAUCUUCGCGCUGUCCUGUUUAUUCAUGGUCGAAGUUACUAUUCUAGAUUACUCGAUGAAAGUUUUAGCGAAGGCGAAGUUCGACAGCGAGCACCCCGGCGACCCCCACGCCGCGACGCGCGCCUUCGCGUCCUUCAUGGGCGUCUUCGGCCAGGCCGCCAAUGGGUUGUCGUUUUGCUUUUCGCUGCUGGGGACCUCCAUGGUCAUCCGGCGCCUCGGGCUGAACCGGACUUUAUUAUUAUUCCCUACUUUAUGCUUGGGUGCGAUAUGCUUCGUGUAUACUACUCCAACUUUGGAGGCGGUGUUCCUGGCCAUGCUGCUGCUGAAGGGGUUUUCCUACUGCUUGAACAACCCCUGCAAGGAGAUCUUGUAUCAACCAACAUCAUCAAAUGUCAAGUUCAAGGCCAAGAGCUGGAUCGACGUGUUUGGGGCCCGCGGGUCCAAGGCGCUUGGAUCCGUCGUGACCAAUGCUUUUUCCGAUAGCGCCGCCGAUUUGUUAUCUUACGGCGCGUUCGUGGGCAUGAGCGUCGCGUCGUUCCUCAUCUACGUCGCCUGGUGGCAGGGCCGCGAGUUCGAUAACCUAAUAGACGGCGGCGUGAAGCUCGGCGAGGAGCCCGAGCCCGUGCCCGCGUCUGCUGUGGACGAAGACGGCGAGGGCACGUCGUGCGGGCUCGAGGAGGAGGAGGACGACGGGGGCGUCGAGGAGAAGAAGAGUAUCAAUGUGUAA